UUUGAAUUAAAAUAUGGUUUUAUAAAAUUUAAUAAGAGAACAACGAGUAAACUUAUUUCUUAUACAGUGAAAUAUCUUUCCUUUAAUUUCUCAACCAAUAGUAGAAGAGAAAGGAUAUCACGCGGUAUAUUAGAAUAUUUUUUAAAGAUUUUAUUUUCAGCAACUUGUUGCACAACUAUAAUUAACUGUUUAGGACAAGUAUUUGAAGUUAAUCGUACGAUACAUAUGUUAUGUUAAUGAUAAUAUAAUCUUAAUUUUCCCGCCAGAAUAAACACGACUGGUGUCGUACGUACAAUUAUAUGUUAGCUAGAACAAGCAUUUGUGGAAUAUUAACCAAACCAACAACUUAUACUAAUACGCUCAGAAUUAUUCAAAGCUAUUCUGCUGUGAUGUCGAAAUUUGAAUUACCAAGUCGUUUUAAGGGCAAUGACAAAUCUGUCUGGGUUGAAUAUAUUCAACUUGCCUUAAAAUAUAAGCCAUUAAAUUUGGGUCAAGGUUUUCCUGACUUUCACGCCCCUGAAAGUAUUACAAAAGCUUUAGCUUCUACUGCAAAUAGCCAAAAUCCUCUUCUUCAACAAUACACACGAGGUUUUGGACAUCCAAGAUUAAUCAACGCUAUUGCAAAGUUGUAUUCUAAACUCUUAAAGCGUACUUUGGAUCCAAAUAAUGAAGUUCUUGUUACUGUUGGAGCUUAUGAAGCAUUAUAUACCGCAUUGCAAGGCCAUACAAAUCCAGGUGAUGAGUGGAUUAUAAUCGAACCAUUUUAUGAUUGUUAUGUUCCAAUGGUUCGUAUUGUUGGUGGUAUUCCUAGAUUCAUACCCUUAAAACCGAAAAAUACUAAUGGUCCACUUAGUUCUGCUGAUUGGACAUUCGAUAAGAAAGAAUUGGAAAAGCUUUUCAAUGAAAAAACUAAAGGAAUUGUAAUCAAUACACCAAACAAUCCUAUUGGAAAAGUAUAUACAUUAGAUGAAUUACAAUUUAUAGCAGAUCUUGCCAAAAAGUGGAAUACUCUUGUUGUGUCGGAUGAAGUUUACGAAUGGAUUGUUUAUGGAUCCAGUCAACAUGUUAGAAUAGCAUCAUUACCUGGCAUGUAUGAGCGAACUAUUACCAUUGGAUCUGCAGGCAAAUCAUUUAGCGUUACUGGUUGGAAAAUAGGCUGGGCAUAUGGACCGGCCAAUCUAAUGCACAAUUUACAAAUUGUACACCAAAAUGUAGUUUAUACUUGCUCGACUCCAAUUCAAGAGGCCGUGGCACUUGGUUUUGAAGAAGAGAUGGAAAGAUUUGAUCAACCCAGCUGUUACUUCUUCAGUUUACCAAAAGAAUUAUUACCAAAACGAGAUUAUAUGGCCAAAUUUCUUAGCGAUGUGGGAAUGUUGCCUACUGUCCCGGAAGGUGGUUACUUUAUGAUAGCCGAUUGGACAGCUUUAGAGAAAAAGGCUAAAUUGGAAGAAGAAACGGAUGAUAAUAAAGAUUAUAGAUUUACUAAGUGGAUGACUAAAAAUGUUGGUCUUCAAGGUAUUCCUGUAUCCGCUUUCUAUUCAUCUGAACACAAACACUUAGCCGAAAACUUUGUACGAUACUGUUUUAUAAAGAAAGAUGAAAACUUGGAAAAUGCAGCCAAAAUUUUGAUGGAAUGGAAAUCAAAAUCAUGAUAACAUUAUCUCUCUUUUUUACAUUUUUUCUUUUUUUAAAUAUUGUGAAAUAUUUGGUUAUAUACUUAAUUUGUAUUUAUAUGUUUAUAUAUGCGUAAAUUGUACUUGUUAUGUAUAUUA
Polistes dominula (European paper wasp) is the source of this 1772-nucleotide messenger RNA. RefSeq names its product Kynurenine aminotransferase (gene Kyat). Gene Ontology annotation, molecular function: L-kynurenine:2-oxoglutarate transaminase activity; pyridoxal phosphate binding. Gene Ontology annotation, biological process: biosynthetic process. The record is from RefSeq and is a predicted model, not a curated record. NCBI's taxonomy places the organism in Eukaryota, Metazoa, Arthropoda, Insecta, Hymenoptera, Vespidae. Gene Ontology annotation, cellular component: mitochondrion; cytoplasm.